Messenger RNA from Castor canadensis (American beaver), 8132 nucleotides. It is a transcript of the gene Polr1a, whose product is annotated as RNA polymerase I subunit A. The record is from RefSeq and is a predicted model, not a curated record. NCBI's taxonomy places the organism in Eukaryota, Metazoa, Chordata, Mammalia, Rodentia, Castoridae. Gene Ontology annotation, molecular function: DNA binding. Gene Ontology annotation, biological process: DNA-templated transcription. Gene Ontology annotation, cellular component: RNA polymerase I complex.
UUAAGAAUUUGCUGGUGCUAACUGGACAUCUCUUUGUGUGUCGGAUCUCGAGAUUGACCUGGAAGAUGUUGGCCUCCAAGAACAUGCCCUGGCGGCGGCUGCAGGGCAUUUCCUUCGGAAUGUAUUCGGCUGAGGAGCUCAAGAAAUUAAGUGUUAAGUGCAUUACCAACCCUCGCUAUGUGGACAACCUGGGGAACCCUUCAGCAAAUGGCCUGUAUGAUUUAGCCUUGGGCCCUGCAGAUUCCAAAGAAGUGUGCUCCACCUGUGUGCAGGACUUCAGCAACUGCUCUGGGCACCUGGGCCACAUUGAGCUCCCGCUCACAGUGUAUAACCCUCUCCUCUUUGAUAAACUCUACCUGCUACUCCGAGGCUCUUGUUUAAAUUGUCACAUGCUGACUUGUCCUCGGGCUGUGAUUCACCUAUUGGUCUGCCAGCUGAGGGUUCUGGAAGUUGGAGCCCUACAAGCUGUCUAUGAGCUCGAGCGAAUUCUGAACAGGUUUCUGGAAGAAAAUGCUGAUCCUUCUGCCACUGAAAUUCAGGAAGAGUUAGAAGAAUACACAAUGAAAACUCUGCAGAACAACCUCCUGGGGUCCCAGUGUGCACACGUGAAAAAUGUGUGUGAAAGCAGGAGCAAACUCAUUGCUUACUUCUGGAAGGCACAUAUGACUGCUAAGCGAUGUCCCCACUGCAAGACUGGGCGGUCGGUUGUCCGAAAGGAGCACAACAGUAAGCUGACAAUCACGUACCCAGCCAUGGUGCACAAGAAAUCUGGCCAGAAGGACACAGAGCCCCAAGCUCCAGGAAUUGAGGAAGCUCAGAUGGGGAAACGAGGGUACCUGACACCCAACAGUGCCCAAGAACAUCUUUUUGCCAUUUGGAAGAAUGAAGGAUUCUUUUUGAAUUACCUGUUUUCGGGCCUUGGCAAUGUUGACACAGAAUCCAGAUUCAACCCCAGUAUGUUCUUUCUCGAUUUUGUGGUGGUACCGCCCUCCAGGUAUCGUCCUGUCAAUCGCCUGGGGGACCAGGUGUUUACCAAUGGCCAGACAGUGAACUUGCAAGCUGUCAUGAAGGAUGUAGUUCUGAUCCGGAAACUUCUGGCAUUGAUGGCCCAAGAACAGAAGCUGCCUUGCGAGGUGGCAGCACUCACCACAGACAAGGAUAAAGACUUUUCAGUUGCUAUGGACCGAUCCUUUUUAACUAUGCUUCCAGGCCAGUCUCUCACAGACAAACUUUAUAACAUUUGGAUUCGCCUGCAGAGCCAUGUUAAUAUUGUGUUUGAUAGUGAAAUGGACAAAUUAAUGUUGGAAAAGUUCCCUGGCAUUAGACAGAUCCUGGAGAAGAAGGAGGGACUGUUCCGAAAGCACAUGAUGGGAAAGCGAGUAGAUUACGCAGCCCGCUCAGUCAUCUGCCCCGACAUGUACAUCAACACCAAUGAAAUUGGCAUUCCUAUGGUAUUUGCCACAAAACUGACCUACCCUCAGCCAGUUACACCCUGGAAUGUCCAGGAAUUGAGGCCAGUCAUCAACGGCCCCAAUGUGCACCCAGGAGCCUCAAUGGUCAUCAGCGAGGAUGGCAGUCGCACAGCCCUGAGUGCUGUGGACAUAACCCAGCGGGAGGCUGUGGCCAAACAGCUCUUGACACCAGCCACAGGGACACCUAAGCCCCAGGGGACAAAAAUUGUUUGCCGACAUGUAAAGAACGGGGACAUUCUCCUACUGAACCGGCAGCCAACCCUGCACAGACCCUCCAUCCAGGCCCACCAUGCCCGCAUCCUGCCUGAAGAGAAAGUGCUACGGCUCCACUAUGCCAACUGCAAGGCCUACAAUGCUGACUUCGAUGGAGAUGAGAUGAAUGCUCACUUUCCCCAGAGUGAGCUGGGCCGGGCUGAAGCCUACGUUCUGGCCUGUACCAGUCAGCAGUACCUUGUUCCCAAGGAUGGCCAGCCAUUGGCGGGACUGAUCCAAGAUCACAUGGUUGCAGGUGUAAACAUGACUAUUCGGAGUUGCUUUUUCACGCGGGAACAAUAUAUGGAGCUGGUGUACCGAGGACUCACCGACAAAGUGGGGCGCGUAAAGCUCUUUCCUCCUGCCAUCCUGAAGCCCUUUCCUCUGUGGACUGGAAAACAGGUUGUGUCGACACUGCUCAUAAACAUAAUCCCAGAGGACUACAUUCCACUGAACUUAUCUGGAAAAGCAAAAAUCAGCGGGAAAGCCUGGGUGAAAGAAACUCCUAAGCCUGUUCCUGGCUUUAACCCUGACUCUAUGUGCGAGUCCCAGGUGAUCAUCAGGGAAGGGGAGCUUCUCUGUGGAGUGCUGGACAAGGCACACUAUGGGAGCUCCGCCUAUGGCCUGGUCCACUGCUGCUAUGAGAUCUAUGGGGGCGAGACCAGCGGCAAGGUUCUUACCUGCCUGGCCCGCCUCUUCACCGCCUACCUGCAACUCUACAGAGGCUUCACCUUGGGCGUGGAAGACAUUUUGGUUAAGCCGAAGGCAGAUGUCAAAAGACAGCAGAUCAUUGAAGAAUCCAUCCACUGUGGGCCCCGGGCUGUCAGGGUUGCAUUAAACCUACCAGAAGCUGCAUCAUGUAAUGAGGUCCGAGACAAAUGGCAGGAUGCCCAUCUGGGAAAAGACCAGAGAGAUUAUAACAUGAUUGAACUGAAGUUCAAGGAGGAAGUGAACCAUUACAGCAAUGAGAUUAACAAGGCAUGCAUGCCUUUCGGCCUACACAGACAGUUCCCAGAGAACAACCUGCAAAUGAUGGUGCAGUCAGGAGCCAAAGGUUCAACUGUGAACACGAUGCAGAUCUCUUGUCUACUGGGCCAGAUUGAGUUGGAAGGUCGAAGACCACCACUGAUGGCAUCGGGCAAAUCACUACCCUGCUUUGAGCCUUAUGAAUUCACCCCCAGGGCUGGUGGCUUUGUCACUGGAAGGUUUCUCACUGGCAUUCGGCCUCCUGAGUAUUUCUUUCACUGCAUGGCAGGGCGAGAAGGCCUGGUAGAUACUGCUGUGAAAACCAGUCGCUCUGGCUAUCUCCAAAGGUGCAUCAUCAAGCACCUGGAAGGGCUGGUCGUCCAGUAUGACUUGACAGUCCGUGACAGUGAUGGCAGCGUUGUGCAGUUCCUGUAUGGGGAAGACGGCCUGGACAUCCCCAAGACACAGUUCCUGCAGUCCAAGCAGUUCCCCUUCCUGGCCAGCAACUAUGAGGUGAUAAUGAAAUCAAAGCAUCUCCAUGAAGUUUUAUCCAGAGCAGAUCCCAAAAAAGCUCUCCGCCACUUCAGAGCCAUCAAAAAAUGGCACAGCAAGCAUUCCAGUACCCUACUGAGAAAAGGUGCCUUCCUGAGUUACUCUCAGAAGAUUCAGGCAGCUGUGAAAGCCUUGAAUCUCGAGGGCAAGAACCAGAAUGGCCGCAGCCCAGAGGCUCAGCAGAUACUGCAGAUGUGGUAUGACUUAGAUGAGCAGAGCCGGCAGAAAUACCAAAAGAAGACGGCCCCUUGUCUUGACCCUAGUCUGUCUGUGUGGCGCCCAGACAUCUACUUUGCAUCUGUGUCAGAAACAUUUGAAAAAAAGGUUGAUGACUACAGUCAAGAGUGGGCAGCUCAAGCAGAGAAGAGUUACAAGAAACCAGAGCUUUCUCUUGACAGGCUGAGGACCUUGCUGCAGCUGAAGUGGCAACGCUCGCUGUGUGACCCAGGCGAAGCUGUGGGUCUGCUGGCUGCUCAGAGCAUCGGGGAGCCCUCCACACAGAUGACUCUGAACACCUUCCACUUUGCAGGCAGAGGAGAGAUGAAUGUUACCCUGGGCAUUCCAAGGUUGAGGGAGAUUCUCAUGGUGGCCAGCGCCAACAUCAAGACACCCAUGAUGAGUGUGCCUGUGCUCAAUACCAAGAAAGCCCUGAAGAGGGUGAAGAGCCUGAAGAAGAAGCUCACCAGGGUGUGCCUAGGAGAGGUGUUGCAGACAGUUGACGUCCAGGAGUCCUUCUGUAUGGGAGAAAAACAGAACAAAUUCCGGGUGUAUGAGCUGAGGUUUCAGUUCCUGCCACGUGCAUAUUACCAGCAGGAGAAGUGCCUGAGACCUGAAGACAUCCUUCACUUCAUGGAAACAAGAUUCUUUAAACUCCUGAUGGAGUCCAUAAGAAAGAAGAGUAGUAAAGCAUCAGCCUUCAGAAGCGUGAACACACGAAGAGCUACGCAGAAGGAUCUCGAUGAUGCUGAGGAGUCAGGGAGGAGUCGGGGAGAACAUGAAGGUGAUGAGGAAGAGGAAGGGAACAUUGUAGAUGCUGAAGCCGAGGAGGGGGAUGCUGAUGCCUCUGACACCAAACGCAAGGAGAAGCAAGAGGAAGAGGUGGAUUAUGAGAGUGAGGAAGAGGGGGAGGAGGAAGAAGAGGAUGAUGAGGAUGCACAGGAGGAAGGAAACAUCUGUGAUGAAGGCACCCACCAGGCUCACAAACCAGAUGAGGAGGUGGGCUCAGUCCCUGAGGAAGACUUGCCCCAGAAGCCUCGCCGUCACCAUCCAGGGACCCAGGGAGCCGAGGCUGUGGAACGUCGAGUUCAGGCUGUUCGUGAAGCCCACUCGUUCAUAGAAGAUUAUCAGUAUGACACUGAGGAGAAUCUGUGGUGCCAGGUGACAAUGAAGCUCCCUCUGAUGAAGAUUAACUUCGACAUGAGCUCCCUGGUCGUGUCCUUGGCUCACAGCACUGUCGUCUACACAACUAAGGGCAUCACUCGGUGCCUCCUGAAUGAAACUACCAACAGUAAGAAUGAGAAGGAGCUUGUGCUAAACACAGAAGGAAUCAAUCUCCCAGAGCUAUUCAAGUACGCCGAGGUGCUGGACCUACGUCGUCUCUACACCAACGACAUCCAUGCCAUGGCCAAUACUUAUGGCAUUGAGGCCGCACUGCGUGUGAUCGAGAAGGAAAUCAAGGAUGUGUUUGCUGUUUAUGGCAUUGCAGUUGAUCCUCGCCAUCUCUCCUUGGUUGCUGAUUACAUGUGUUUCGAGGGUGUUUACAAGCCACUGAAUCGCUUUGGAAUUCGGUCUAGCUCCUCCCCUCUACAGCAGAUGACAUUUGAAACCAGCUUCCAGUUUCUGAAGCAGGCCACCAUGAUGGGAUCCCACGAUGAGCUGAGGUCCCCAUCAGCCUGCCUCGUUGUGGGAAAGGUCGUCAAAGGCGGGACAGGGCUGUUCGAACUCAAGCAGCCCCUGAGAUAGCAGCCUGCACAGCACUGUUUGCCCAACCUGGAGGACCUGGGUGGCAGUGUGACUGGCUAGUUCUCCACAUGAGUGGACCAGAAGGCUAGACUCCAAGGCAUUUCAGAGCACUUCAGUGGCCUUGGGCUCCAAAAGGAGCUAUCCUCUGGACCAAGCUAGCUUCACCCAGAAAAGGGCCAUGUUGCUCAUCCUUACCCUCCCUAUCUCAGGAUAAGUGACGAGAUUCCCCAAGUCCUCCAAGUCCCUCUGAGAUGGCUUCACUUGUGCUACAAGAGAUCUUGGUGGCAAAUCCCUAGCAAGAAUUCCCAGGGCUGUUCACUGGGAAGACCAGGGCAAGUAGUGUUUUGCUGAGGGGACUCUAGGCAUCUCCAUGGCAGGGAAGUGAGAUCGCAUUGUUGUGAGUGAUCAGUGGCUUCAGGUGGGAUUCCUGGAGGUUCCUGAUGGACAGAAAUGUGGAACCUGCUACACCAUGGCCUGCCCCUCCCCAUCCCAGCCCCUGGAAGCACAAGAGUCCCAGUUCAGUGCCUCUUCCCUGGGCUAAGGGCAGGAUGGCACAAUCCUCCAUUUACCAAUUCCUGUGCCUGGGGUGGGGCCCUGGCCCUGCUACCAUAUGGCUGCCAGGCUGGCCCCAAGGCCAAGGGCAGUCUCUCCAGGGCCCCAGCAGCUCACUCCCUCACAGAAACCUCAAGUUCCCCACUAAGGCCACUGAUCCAAGUUGCUUGGCUUUCCCAGCUCUCAGCUUGGUAUCAAGGCCAGUGGCUCCCUCCAGGUCCUGUGCUGUCUGGGAUCCUCCAGGUUCCUUCUCACAGCAUAGCAGCAAGGUGCCCUAGCUUGGACAGAAAAAGCUAAGAGGACUUGUACAGAGGCUUUGUAAAACUAGAGCUGUUUCUAUUUUUAUCUAAUGUUAUUCCAACUCAGGCUGAGUAAUAAACAUCACUGGACUAGCUGUUAGGAGAAAAAAAAAAAAAAACUUGGAUUUUAAAGUUUUUUCCUUGGUUUAUAGUUUCUGAAUUUGCAGUUGAGAACCCAGGACUGGGAUUUUCUUGGCACAGUCAGAUCCUCUUUCUGGUCCUCUUCCUGCUUUUAUCUUACAAUGGGGAGGGGGCUAAUCCUGACCCCUACUGCCUCCUCCACCUCAGAUUCUAGACUGCUGGAGAGCAGUGUCCCCUUCCAGCUCUGGUCCUGUGGGCAAAAGCCUGUGGGAAGGAGCUGGACCAACAUUGGUAGGGUUAAAGGUCAGCCUUGCCACGGGUAAGGACUGCUGCUCCCUCCAGGCAUGUGAGGAAACCCCAGCCUGUGCCUCCUGUGCCCAUACAGAAACCAGUGCCCCAAGAUAGGUUGCCAUGUUCAGCAGAGCUUGGUCAUAGAGGAAUGUGAUGGCUUUCAAGGGAGGUAGGAAGAAAGGGUCCAGGUAGAACCUGCCCUGAGGGCCCAGUCUGCAGAGUAAGACACUUACUCUUUCAAUUAAAAGGCAUUUUCACUACUCAGUGAUUUCCAUCCGUAGUAGAAUUGUGAAAGAUGAUCUUCAAACUGGUGGCCGGGACAACUAGAGGAGAAUGAAUGUUUGGCCUCAUGGUUCCAUGGGGUUGGCUACACCCUCUCACUGAGGGACCAAGGUGAGAAAGCCAGCCCACAAUAGCGACAGGGCUGUGGACUGCCCACAACUACAUCAAACCCCUGACCUAUGCUGAGACGGGAGGUGAUAGCCUCCUCGCCUCACCUGUCCAUGCAGCUCUGUUUUAUACCUGUCUCCCUUCCAGUGGAUAUGUAGAAAACAGCACACCUGGCUUUUUGAAACAGUUGUUUCAGAGCCAGCACAUCUUGAUGAGCGAGGACUCUCACUGUGGUCCCCUAACUGGAUUACUCGCUCACUUCAGGGUUCUCUUGGUUUCAGAAGCCUCUGGAUAAGCCAAUGUAGUCUUUGGGUUUUCUCAGGAUUGCAAAUGCUCUUUCUCUGAGCAUGCGUAUGAGUUUUGCAAGAACCAUAGUAGGCACAAGCCAAACUUGAUAUAAGGACAGAGGGUCAAGCUGCAAAAUCACUUUUUAAUCAAAACAGAAUGAAGAUUGUCUAGUGGGAUUUACAAACUUUCCAUAGAAGUUCUUUCAGAACCCUGGGGUGUUAGCCAAAUGUCUUUCUUGCUUGCUUAUAAUGUUUUUCUUAAUCCCUCCUUUCUGAGUUCUCACCAGAAUCACUACCAGCAACCCUACAAAUGCUCCCAUGAAUCUUUGCGAUAUCUUGUGUCAUGAACCAGGUAGGAACAAAACAGGAAUGGAUGAAGCACUUUGUCCCAUUCUCAGUCUGAAGCUUGAACCUUCCUUUCAUGUCUUUGUCCAUUUUGUGUUGCCAUAACAAAGUUCCUGAGGCUGGAAACUUUAUAAAGAAAAGAGGUUUACUUACACUACUGGAGGUUCAAGAGCAGGGUAUCAACAUCUGGUUGGCUCUGGUUAAGGCUUCAUGGCAUGUGAUAUCACAAUGAUGGGAGCGUGUGCAAGAGUGACAGCAGUGCCUGUGGAAAGAGGAUUCAGAGGAGUCACCAGGCUCUCAUAACAACCUAUUCUCUUCCAAACUAAUCCAGUCAAUCCAAUGAGACCUACAUCAGUCAGUCCUUCCAAGGGUGGUGCUCCCAAGACCUGUCACUUCCAUUUGGCCCUACCUCUUAACACGUGAACCUCUGGGGAACAAACCAUAGCACCUUCCCUGGGCCCUUCCCCCAAAUCUGUAUAUGUCUACCCAUUGAGCACUAAACUCCCCACUCCUUCCUCCCCUCAGCUGUUGGCAACUAUCAUUCUUCUUUCCCUCCCUAUAAAUUUGACUUCUCCAGAUUCCUCCUUAAAUGGAAGCACACAGGAUUUGUCUUUUCCUUACUAGCUUGUUUCACUUAGCACGUCCUCAAGGUUAACUGACAUAAUAGCAUAUAUCAGGAUUCU